AUGGAUAAAAAAUUUAUCGGAUUAAUAUUCUACAUUUUGAUGCUAGGAUGGCUUACGAUGUUCUUGUUUGAUUUUGCGUAUCCAGAGAGCAUGAGAGAGAAUAAUACUGCGCUAGGAAAGCUAUCUCACCUCACCUAUAAUGGUCUAAUUCUGACAUGCACUUUCAUACUUGUUUAUGUUUUGAAUAACAUGAUGUCAGAGCAAAACAAAUACCUUGCAAUGGCAGAGAAGUCACUAUUUACGCUAUCAAUCAAUAUUCAGACGGUGAUCACCAUAUUGUUUUGGGUGAUCUAUUUACAAGAUCCAAAGAACUUUAAAACGGAACAACAGAUUGCAGAAUCAGGUGCAUGGGAUCUGAUUGCGGAUAUUUCGACCCAUAUCCUGCCAUACUGUGUGCUACUAUUCACAUUCAUUGUGGCUGAUGUGUUCAUAGCCAAAUUCACCUCAUUGAUUCCACCAUUAAUAUUUGCAAUCUACUAUUAUUUAGUACUGUAUUAUUGCAAUAUUAUCAAGAAGACACCAGUAUAUAAGUUCACAGCCAAUUACACACCAAUUAAUUUGCUAUACCUGGUGCUAGUUGGAUUGGGCAUAUUUAUUGUCUUUCAUUUUGCAUAUUGGUUAAUUGAUCAGAAAGUGAUGAAAAGAAAGAAUAAACUGGUGAAUUAG
This is a messenger RNA of Enterospora canceri, 666 nucleotides long. The record is from the annotation of a GenBank genome assembly. Lineage: Eukaryota; Fungi; Microsporidia; Enterocytozoonidae.